UUGCUUAGUGGUCUUCUUGUUUUUGACAAUGAAGCUUCUCUUCGUUCUUCUUCCGCUUCUCGGCAGCGCCCUUGGGCGUGCGUUGGAGUCGCCGUCAGACAGCUGCGUAGCAACAUGCCCACCGCCUAACUGCCCCAGCGACAAUGCAUUGGAAGCAUGCGCGUGCCUGAAUCAGCGAGAGUACGAUUGUCAAGCCAAAUGCCCCGAAUACGAGCCCCGUAUUCUCGUAAGCUACGAUCUCAUCUAAGGAUAUCACGAUGCUCAUCACAAAUUCAGCACUGCCCUAGGUUGCCACGGCCGACAUCCACGACCGUCAUCGCGCCAGAGCCCACACACACCGAAUGUGUGUGCGAGGAAGUCUUCUGCAUCCUGUCAUUCCCCGAAGGUUGCUACUGUCAAAACGAUGCGAAGAAGGCUUGCUUUGAGAAGUGCGGCGGCGAGAAGCCAACAUAUCAGGACUGCACUAUUCCAAUCGACGCCGUCAAAGCUCGCGCCCCAGAGCCAGAGCCCGUUCCAGAAGCUGUACCUGCGCCAGUACCAGCACCCCAGGAUGAAACUUGUGUAUGCGAGGAAGUCUUCUGCAUCCUUUCUUGGCCUCAGGGUUGCUACUGCCGCAACGACGCCAAAAAGGCGUGCUUCGAGAAGUGCGGUGGCGAAGAGCCGACCUACGACGACUGCACUGUGGAUAUCGUAAACCCCCAGCCCGCACCAACGUCAACGCCAGUGCCAUUGCCAGAGCCUAUAUGUGUUUGCGAGGACGUGGUGUGCAUUCAAUCCAUACCCGAAAGUUGUCUUUGCCGCAAUGCCGCGGACAAAGCCUGCUUCGAGAAGUGUGGCGGUGAAGAACCGACUUACCAGGACUGCAGUAUUGAUGUCGCACCCCGUGCUCCAGAGCCCGUACCAGAACCAAAGCCUGAGCCUGAGGCCGAGGCUUGCACCUGUUCAGCCAUCUUUUGCCCGCAGAUCUGGCCCGAGUCUUGUUGGUGUGCCUACGAUGGAGCGGUAGCAUGUGCUGAGAAAUGUGGAAAUCCCCUGCCUGUCGACACCUGCCCUCCUCGCCCCAUUGAAGCUCGCAAAGCAGAACCAGAGCCGGUGCCAGAGCCCGUACCCGAGCCACAAGAUGAGACUUGUGAAUGUGAGCCCGUUGUCUGUAUAGCACUGUGGCCCCAGUCCUGUUGGUGCUUCUACAACGCGGAAGUGGAGUGCGCCGCAAAGUGUGGCAAGCCCGCACCACCUCCGUCGACCUGCCCUCCCAUUCCCGUCGAAGCUCGAGUUGCAGAACCAGAGCCAGUCCCUGCGCCUAUUCCUCCUCCAGAGUGCGAAUGCCCUCUGGUCAACUGCAUCUCAACACAGCCUGAGCUUUGUGAAUGCCUAAAUGCUUCUGCACAAAGAUGCUAUGAGCUUUGUGGCGGGAAGAAACCCGUACCCCAGGUCUGCCUUCCCGACCCCAGCACAACAUUCUCAACCAGCAUCAUACCCCUCCCAACCCCGGUCAACCCUCGCCAAGCUACCCCCACCAACCAGAUCUGUGGCGGCGGUCGCGGAAGUCCUCUUCAAGAGUGUCCUGCAGGUCAGACUUGCAUCACUGAUCCUUUCACGCCUGGCUCCUGUGGUCCUGCUUGUGAUAUGCUAGGUAUCUGCGUCAGCGAGAAGCUGUGUGGUGGAUUUGCGGGUUUUGAGUGUGACACUCCAGGUCAGAUCUGUGUUGAUGAUCCGAGGGAUGACUGUGAUCCGUCGAAUGGCGGAUCAGACUGCGGAGGACUGUGUGCUUGGCCGCAAUGAUUUAUCGAGACGAGUGAUUGGUGAGAAGGGCUUACAAAUGAAGAACGUGUGUGUAUGAGUGUACACCUUUUUGCAGCUGUCAUUCUUUAGAACAUUCACUCAUUACUGUUAGCGGCAAGUUU
Messenger RNA from Alternaria rosae, 1904 nucleotides. RefSeq lists its product as uncharacterized. The record is from RefSeq and is a predicted model, not a curated record. Bases 157 to 1782 code for a protein of 541 amino acids. NCBI's taxonomy places the organism in Eukaryota, Fungi, Ascomycota, Dothideomycetes, Pleosporales, Pleosporaceae. The transcript is spliced from 3 exons.